UGGUGUAGGAUUUCCCCCUCAGUGCUGAGGAGACUGCAGGUUGAAACACGUGGGAAAAAAAGCUCCGAAUAAACUCACUUUCCAACAGUUUAGUGAUUUAUUCUCGUGUUUCGGAAAAACACCAUCCAGCCAUGGUGAAGCUCGCGAAGGCAGCAAAAAAACAGGAGCCCCCCAAGAAAAAGGCUCCCCCACCUCCCAAAGAGGUUGAAGAGUCCAGUGAGGAGGAGGAUGACAGUGAAGAGGAUGAGGAAGAGGUGCCACCAGCCAAAGCUGUGGUGCAGAAGAAAGCAGCCCCGGCAAAGGCAGUAAAAAAUGGAAAAACUGCUGCCAAGGAAGAAAGUGACGACGACGAUGAUGAGGAUGACGAUGAUGAAGAUGAUGAGUCCGAGGAGGAGGCGCCCCCACCAAAAGCAGCGAAACCUGCUGCAGCUAAAGCAACUCCUGCAAAGAAAGCAGCCCCUGCUGAGGAGGAGGACAGCGACGACGAUGAUGAUGAGGAUGAUGACUCUGAAGAGGAGCCUCCUGCACCAAAGAAAGCCACACCUGCUAAAGCCACACCUGCAAAGGCAGCUCCUGCUAAAGCUACCCCUGCGAAAGCCACACCCGCUAAAGCAGCUCCAGCUAAGGCCACACCUGCUAAACCUACACCUGCGAAGAAAGCAGCCCCUGCGGAGGAAUCAGAUGACGACGAUGAUGAUGACGAUGAUGAAGAUGAGUCAGAAGAGGAGGAAGCCCCGCCCCCUAAGAAGGCAGCAGCUGCCAAACCUGCAGCUAAAGCAGCUCCAGCAAAGGCUGCCAAGGAGGAAUCUGAAGACGAUGACGAGGAUGAUGAUGAAGAUGAUUCGGAAGAGGAGGAGGAAAUGGACACCGCACCCGCUCCUGCCAAAAAAGCUGGAAUGGUGAAGGCCAAGGAGGAGGAAGAGGAGGAUGAUGAGGAUGACGAAGACGACGACGAUGAGGAUGAAGAGGAGGAAGAGGAAGAAGCUGCUCCUGUCACUCCAGGCAAGAGGAAAGCGGAGGAUAAGAAGGAGAAGGGAACUCCUCCUUCUAAGAAAGCCAAGGCUGAUGGAGAAACUUUCAGUCUCUUCGUGGGCAACCUGAACGCAGAUAAAGGUUUCGAUGAACUCAAGGAAGCUAUCGCCAAGUUCUUCAAGAAGGAGAGUCUCGACAUUCAGGAUGUCCGUCUUGGAGGCUCCAAGAAGUUCGGUUACGUCGACUUCGCCUCUGAAGAGGAGCUGCAGAAAGCUCUCGCUCUGAACGGGAAGAAGUGCAUGGGUCUGGCCCUCAAACUGGACAGAGCAAGAAGCAAGGAGAACUCUCAGGAAAACAAGAAAGAGAAAGACGCCCGUACGCUGUUUGUAAAGAAUCUGCCAUACACCAUAACACAGGAUGAGCUGAAGGAGAUCUUUGACCAGGCAAUAGACAUCAGGAUACCUAUGGGCUAUAAUGGCUCCAGCAGAGGAAUUGCAUACAUCGAGUUCAAGACUGAGGCGAUCGCAGAGAAGAUGUUGGAGGAGACGCAGGGUUCAGAUGUUCAGGGCCGUUCCAUCAUGGUGGACUUCACAGGAGCGAAGAGCCAGCAGCAGCAGGGUGGCAGAGGAGCAGCUUUCUCUUCAGCUCCGGGAGGUGCAAGCAAGGUCCUGAUUGUAAACAACUUAGCCUUCAGUGCCACAGAAGAGUCCCUCCAGAGUGUGUUUGAAAAGGCUGUCGGCAUCAGAAUACCACAGAACAACGGCCGGGCUAAGGGCUACGCCUUCGUGGAGUUCGAGAGCACAGAUGACGCGAAGGAGGCGCUGGACUCGUGCAACAACACAGAAGUGGAGGGCAGGACGAUUCGGCUGGAGUUCAGCCAGAGCAGAGGAGACAGCAGUGGUGGCAAAGGCUCCUCAGGUCCCACAAAAACACUGUUUGUAAAAGGUCUGUCAGAGGACACUACAGAGCAGACGCUGAGGGACGCGUUUGAUGGGGCUGUCGCUGCCAGAAUCGCCACAGAUAAGGAGACGGGGUCUUCUAAAGGGUUUGGUUUUGUAGACUUCGACAGCGAGGAGGACUGCAAAGCUGCCAAAGAGGCCAUGGAGGACGGCGAGGUUGACGGAAACAGAGUGACGCUGGACUACGCCCGGCCGAAGGGUGAGGGAGGCCGUUCCGGGGGUCGCGGCGGGUUCGGAGGUGGCGGCGGAUUCAGGGGAGGCAGAGGAGGACGGGGAGGUUUCGGCCGAGGAGGUGGCGGCGGAUUCAGGGGAGGAAGAGGAGGAAACCGCGGUGGAGGACGAGGAGGCUUCAGAGGUGGCAGAGGAGGUGGAGGAUUUGCAAAGCCACAAGGAAAGAAGAUCAAAUUUGAUGAUUAAACCCCUGUUUUUUUGUUUUUCUAUUUGAACGGACUCUGUUUUCCCCCUCCUCACGCGUCUGCUCUAACGGAGCCUUUUGGACAUUCCAGAAAGCGUUGAGUAUGUCGUUCCUGGGCGGAUUGUCUGGCUCUCCGCCCUCCUGUCUGAGAUGUCCUUCAGCACCCCUGCGCAUCUUCAUGUUUUUCCCGUUGAGGGAGAGGUUGAAAUGUGAAUAUCGUGAAUAAUGCUCUGUUGGUCUAGAUACAUUUUUCCUUUUAUCCUUUUGUUAAAGUAUCCUUAAAUGGUUAUUAUUUUUGUUUUUUUUUUAAGUUUGCUUUAGGUGCGUGUUUUAGCAUAAAUGUACAAAGCCUAUUGUAAUGGAUUGAUUAAAUAUUACCCAAACUGUUUUGGGUAUUUAGAAA
Colossoma macropomum (tambaqui) is the source of this 2749-nucleotide messenger RNA. It is a transcript of the gene nucleolin, whose product is annotated as nucleolin. Bases 132 to 2348 code for a protein of 738 amino acids. Gene Ontology annotation, molecular function: RNA binding. NCBI's taxonomy places the organism in Eukaryota, Metazoa, Chordata, Actinopteri, Characiformes, Serrasalmidae. The record is from RefSeq and is a predicted model, not a curated record. The transcript is spliced from 17 exons.